UUAAAUGUUUUGGUCAAUGGCUUUCUGCACCAGCGCCUACUGUGCGGGCCGCGUGUGACGUCCACACAGUGAAAUGUCAUAAUAUUUUGGUUAUCUUGGCGUACUUUGAACUCCGGGACGAAUAGGAAGAGACUCGCAUUAAUCCGUCGGUCGUCGCGAUAUCACGGUUGAUAUUUUCGCCGAGCCAGUACGAUAUCAUCGACGCGCUUCUAAUCGUGCCCGGUGCUUUUAGUUUCCGUUCAAUUUUUAAGUUACAGUUUCCCUUCGUUCCCGAGGCCUUUACAACCCGUCCACCUCACAAUACCGUUCAUUGUGUUUACCCCCUGCCUUCCCUCCCGUUCGUUCGUUCGUUCGUUCGUUUACAUCACACCCGAGAAAGGUGAAAGGACAGCAGUGUGAGUGUGUGUUAGUGCCACGCAAUGUCGGAAAACAAGAGCCCAAUCAAGUAUUUCCUGUCCGGCGGGUUCGGUGGCAUCUGUACCGUGCUGGCGGGCCACCCGCUCGACACGAUCAAGGUGCGGCUGCAGACGAUGCCCCUGCCCGCCGCCGGCCAGGCCCCGCUGUACGCGGGCACGCUCGACUGCGCCAAGAAGACGAUCGCCCGCGAAGGCUUCCGGGGGCUGUACAAGGGCAUGUCGGCCCCGAUCACGGGCGUGGCGCCGAUCUUCGCCGUUAGCUUCUUCGGCUUCGGGCUGGGCAAGCGGCUGCAGCAGAAAACGCCCGACGAGGAACUCAACUACACGCAGCUCUUUGCGGCGGGUGCGUUUUCGGGCAUCUUCACCACGACCGUGAUGGCGCCGGGCGAGCGGAUCAAGUGUCUGCUGCAGAUCCAGCAGGGCGGCAAUUCGCCGCAGAAGUACAGCGGCAUGGUGGACUGCGCGAAGCAGCUGUACGCCGAGGGCGGGAUGCGCAGCAUCUACAAGGGCGCGUUCGCGACGCUGCUGCGCGAUGUGCCCGCCUCGGGCAUGUACUUCCUCACGUACGAGUACAUCCAGCGGGCGCUGGCACCGAAGGCGGGCGAACAGAAGGACGCAUCGAUCGGGCUGCUCGGCACGAUCUUUGCCGGCGGGAUGGCGGGCAUCGCGAACUGGGCGAUCGGCAUGCCGGCCGACGUGCUGAAGUCGCGGCUGCAGACGGCCCCGGAGGGCUCGUACCCGAACGGCAUCCGGGACGUGUUCCGGGAGCUGAUGCGCCGGGAGGGACCGCUCGCGCUGUACAAGGGCGUGACGCCGGUGAUGUUGCGUGCGUUCCCGGCCAAUGCGGCCUGCUUCAUCGGGGUGGAAGUGUUCAUGAAGUUCCUGAACGUCGUUGCACCAGGGCUGUAAAACAGAAUGGGGGACGGAAGGGUCUCAAAAGUGCAAUCAUCCGUGCAGGGUGGAGGGGGGUGAACGGGGGAAAGGGAUAGGGUUUUACACUGCCUCCUAGAGUGGUUUUUGGAUUGUUAACACGUUUUCGUACCCCUUUUUGUUACCGAGUUUGUAUUAUCACGCUCCUUUUUUUUUCUUCGUUUUGAAAACCGUACAUUGUGACCUCAGUCUCUGUCUCUCUGUCUCUCGAAGCUUUACAUACAGAGCAGUGGACGAAAUCAUAUGGAAAAGACUCACA
Anopheles merus is the source of this 1605-nucleotide messenger RNA. It is a transcript of the gene colt, whose product is annotated as congested-like trachea protein. Gene Ontology annotation, cellular component: mitochondrial envelope. Gene Ontology annotation, molecular function: O-acyl-L-carnitine transmembrane transporter activity. Gene Ontology annotation, biological process: mitochondrial transport; carnitine transmembrane transport. The transcript has a single exon. The record is from RefSeq and is a predicted model, not a curated record. Lineage: Eukaryota; Metazoa; Arthropoda; Insecta; Diptera; Culicidae. Bases 420 to 1325 code for a protein of 301 amino acids.